GCUUCGCUGAGCGGUGUAGAGCCGAGGGAGGAAGAAGAAGAACAGCAAAGUGCACUACCUCAUGGAGGCAGUGAUAGAGAUGCUAACCACUCGAGUGAAAACGACGGGGAUGUGCUUCAAGCGGAAGGGGCCGUGCACGAAGCGGGGGGAAGCGCUAACGGUAGCAAAGAGGGGGAGGGAAAGAAAACCGGUGGCACCUAUCUCAACUUAGACGGAGGUAGCCCACACAAGUCAGGUGAAGAGAGUGACGAGGUCCCCGUCGAUACAAAGGACAGUGUUACUAACAUCGAACAAAUGCACCUGAACGAAAAGAAAAAUGGCCUCUUCGAUGUCGAAAUUAAGGAUAUAAACGAUUGGAAGUCCAAAUAUAGACACUUGACAUCAUCCUUCCGUAAAUUGGAGAAGGAAAUGAACAAAACGAUCAACAGUGAACACAUCGAGCAAAUAACGAGACGAAGCAUUAAGCAGCACAAAGACUUCCUAGACAACGAGUAUAAGGAGUGGCUGUCCGUUUUGCUAAAGACCGUUUCGGAGUUCAAAAAAAAUAUUGGGGCUCACGUUUCCGAGCUGAACGAAAAGGAGUACCAAAUUUUGUCCAAAAAUAUCUUCGAAGAUUUCCGGGAGAAAUACUUGGAAGAGAGACACCUAAACAUCGUCCUCUAUUUGACCGUGACCAAGCACGAUAUACCAGUUGACGAGAAUGUUGGGAAGUACCUCCAGGGGUGUUACGAAUCGGUGAACACGGACAAGACGCUGCACAAUACCAUACAGAAGCUUCUGGAAGUGAAUGCGCAAAUUAGGGACAUAGGCGGGAGAACGGGCACCUGGGAUGACGAUGAACACAACUACUUUAUGAAGGUGUACGAGAGCAAUGCGAAUUGGGGAGAUGAGGUUGUCAUUAGCAUGCUGAAAAGCUGCAUGAACAAAUCGGAGGAAGAAAUUAUUGAACACGUGUCUUGGUACAAGCAGUUCAUCUCGUACAACAACAUAAAGAACCGGUGCCUGAACAGCAUCAGCAUCGUUAAUGUGAAUGAACAGCGCAAAAACGACUCCAAAGUUGAGGAGAAAAAACACAUGAUACAGAAGUGGAGGGAGAAAAAACAGCAAGAGUCGGCAAUCAAGAUGAAGGAACUGCAAGAGAUGAAAAAGGAGGAAAUGAAGAUAAACAAAAUAAUUCGCGAGAACAUCAAAAAGAAAAAGCAGAUGAUACAGGAGCAGCUGAACAGCAAAAAGGAGGAAAUGAAGAAAAACGUAACGCACAAAAAUGGGAAAAAAAUGGGAAAAAAAAAGGAAAACAAGGGAACCAAUGGUGGGCUCCUCCAUCACGAGGAGGACAUACACGAUCGCUCGUGAAUGGAAAAGCAGCAGAGGAGCGUCCUGUCUGAGGAAUCGUUGCAGAGGAUUAAUGAGCGGAAUGAACGCAUUUUACAAAAGAAGGUGCAGUCGAAUUUGACCCUUAACGAGGAGACCAACGAGCGGGAAAAAAAAACAACCAAGCAGAAGUAUAUGCACAUCCAGAGCAAGCUACUGAGCAACACA
Molecule: messenger RNA, 1539 nt
Organism: Plasmodium cynomolgi strain B
Lineage: Eukaryota; Apicomplexa; Aconoidasida; Haemosporida; Plasmodiidae
Exons: 16
Source: RefSeq, a predicted model, not a curated record